UUACGGUCACUCAACCAUAGAAGAUUUGUUUGUUUCAUAUCGAAAAGCCGCAUUAAACAGCAAGUUUAUUUUCAAUUAUGGGUGAUUACGAUUCAGAUGAUGAAAAAUCACAAAUUGAAAAGCUGCGCAAUGUCAAGGUACCGAAAGGAAUGUUUGUUAGCGGUUGGGAUGAUGACUCCGACGAGCUGAUCCAGGAAGACAAAAAUCCUCAAGCAAGCAUUGAUCGCAUGAUACUUUGGGCUGUCAAUGAAAAUCGCAUAAGUGAGGUGCGCGAAAUCCUGGAACUAGAUGGUGACACCGUUAAUGCCCGGGACGAUGACGGCUACACGCCGUUGCAUCGGGCUUGCUACAACAACUUUGUUGAUAUUGCCAAAUUGCUGUUGCAAUAUCAGGCAAAUCCCAACGCCCGCACAGAGCUGGGCUGGACGCCAUUGCAUUCGGCAUGCAAAUGGAACAAUGCUGAUUGUGCACAACUGCUGUUACAAUUUGGUGCCGAUGUCAACGCCGAGUCGGAUGGCCAGCAGACGCCAUUACACAUCACUUCAACUGUGUCCAACUGUCGCAAUACAGCAACCGUGCUAUUGCUUGAUCGCAAUAUCGAGGCUCGCAAGGAAAACAACAGCGAGGAGACGGCCGCUGUCAUAGCACGCAGGAAUGGCAUGAGCUAUGUCAUCUUUGAGAGUGGUCAUGAAGCCUACGACUGCAACACGGGACUACUCGACUAG
Drosophila albomicans is the source of this 725-nucleotide messenger RNA. It is a transcript of the gene Ankrd49, whose product is annotated as ankyrin repeat domain-containing protein 49. Gene Ontology annotation, molecular function: protein binding. The record is from RefSeq and is a predicted model, not a curated record. Lineage: Eukaryota; Metazoa; Arthropoda; Insecta; Diptera; Drosophilidae. The coding region runs from base 78 to 725 and encodes 215 amino acids. The transcript has 2 exons.